AACACAGCUAAAGUCUCGCGCCUGCGCGGCGGGCACUUGCCGGCACCAUGACGGAGCCUCGGCGCACGGAGCUCUCCUUGCCGCUGGUGCGCCGAAGUGUAAGCCCGAGCGCUGAAGAGGCAGAGGUGUCAGUGGAGGAUGGCGCAAAUUGCUUCUCAAGGAUCACCUUCAGCUGGGUGGGUUCCAUAAUCUCUUUAGGCUACAAUCGCGAAUGGCAGAGAGCUCGUGGUGAGAGUCAGGGCCCUGCGGCGCUCACCGAGGAGGAUCUUCUUUGCUUACGCCAGGACGACGUGCCACGGAAGCUGAGCCAAGAAGCACACGCGGCCUGGCAAGCGCAUAGUCCAUCGUUGAUCCGCUCCUUGCGACAAGCCUUUGGUGGUCCAUACCUCUUUGCCGCCUGCUUCAAGCUGAUUUAUGACAGUUUGCAGAUGGCGGGACCCUACAUCCUCAAAGACUUGUUGAACUACUUAAGUCAUUGCAAUGCAGGGAAAGGUCCAGCAGAUGAAGGGGAAUGUACCUUGGCCACUGGAAUGAUGUUUGUGCUCCUCAUACUUGGCAGUGCGGCAUUACAGACCACGGUGCUUCACCAGUACUUUCACCGGUGCUUACGCACGGGAAUGAGGCUAAAUGCUUCUAUCAUCUCGCUCGUGUACGGCAAGGCGCUUCGAAUCGCAGGUGCAGGCAAAGACGAGUCUGGGGAAGAGCAACGCACUACAGGGGAGAUUGUCAACUUGAUGUCCGUUGAUUCCCAACGUUUGCAAGACGCGAUGACCUAUAUGCACACUUUGUGGAGUGGCCCAUAUCAAAUCACCAUCACCUUGAUCUUCCUUUAUUUUGUUGUGGGUUGGUCCAUGGUGGCCGGUGUCAUGGUCAUGCUUUUGCAGAUCCCCGCCGUGACGGUCGUGGCGCGAUCCAUCCGACUGGCGCAGAGGAAGUUGAUGUCGAUCAAGGAUAAUCGCAUCAAGAUCACCAACGAAAUGUUUGGAUCCAUCCGCUUGUUGAAGAUGUAUGGUUGGGAAGAUUCUUUUGAGUCAAGGCUCGACGGCAUUCGUGAAAAGGAGCUGAAACAGUUGCGGACGUAUCAAAUCCUCCAGAUCAUCAGCUCAGCCAUGUGGGCCACUGCUCCCAUCCUCACAGCUUUGGCCACCUUUGCAGUCUACUCUGCAAGCUACGGAGAGUUAAUGCCCGCCACGGCCUUUACCGCAGUCUCCCUUUUCAAUGUACUUCGCUUUCCUUUGACGAUGUUUCCGAACACCAUCACCAGUGCGGUGGAGGCCAAUGUUUCCGUCAAGCGCUUGGAGAAGUUCCUGGUAGCCUCUGAGAUCAGUGGGCGGACCAAUGAUCCUACUGGAGAGGCGGUGGUUGUUCAAGAUGCUGAACUCAAAUGGCCCAAUGGCACACCGCUCCUCUCUCCGAUGAGCUUCGCAGUGCCUGCACCGGUGCAAGGUCAAAGCAAGGCUCAUUUGACCGUGGUCUUAGGAGCUGUUGGCACUGGAAAGUCAGGUCUACUCCAGGCUCUUAUUGGUGAUCUACAUCCAGUGGCUGGGCAGUUGAAGACCUCUGGCACGAUGGCGUACACCCCACAGGUCGCAUGGAUCCGAAAUGCCACACUGAAGGACAACAUCAUCUUCAACAGCCGAUUCGAUGAGGACAGAUAUCAUGCAGUUCUGAAGGCAUGUUGCUUAUUACCUGACUUGGAAACCUUACCAAAUGGUGAUCUAACUGAGAUCGGUGAGAAGGGAGUGAACCUCUCUGGUGGACAGAAACAGAGGAUCUCCUUGGCAAGGGCCGUUUAUUCGCAGGCAGACCUCAUGCUCUUGGACGAUCCCCUAAGUGCAGUGGAUUCACACGUGGCUCGGACCCUGCUGAAGAUGUUUCAGAGCCCCCUGCUGGCGAAGUCAUCCAUUGUCCUCUGCACUCACCACAUUCAUGCUGUGAACUCGGCCGAUCAAAUCAUUCUGUUAGCACGAGGAAAACGCGAGGACGAAGAGAGUGUUGCCAACGGACGUGUUGAGGUUGCUUGGACAGAAGGGCAACACUUUUGCAGCAGCUUGUACCAACUUAGGUCAAUAAGCAGCUUGUAGUUUGACACAACCCCCACGCUGGGUUUGACUGCAGCUGGAUCAGCUGCAACGGCAAGGACCCUCCAUGUUCACCGGGCUCGGCCAGUUUCUGUUUCGGCGAAGAUUCUUUCUGCUCGGCCCAGGACGGAGAGCCGGGAGAACAAGAUGAUGAGCUUUUAUUGCAAGCUGCAGCUUCAGCCCAAGGGCCGGCUGCCCAGGUAACCUUCUGUGGAUCGCUGAAUGAGUUUCGAGAGAAGUUUCCCAAGUUGGCAGCGGGGAGCUCCGAAAAAGCCUUUGAGCGUCAACUCUCGCGGCAGAUCUCGCACGAAGAGACGCUUCCAGUUGCUGCGAAGGAUAAGGAGACGGGGCCUGGGCAGCUGGUGC
Messenger RNA from Durusdinium trenchii, 2447 nucleotides. The record is from the annotation of a GenBank genome assembly. Lineage: Eukaryota; Dinophyceae; Suessiales; Symbiodiniaceae.